This is a messenger RNA of Python bivittatus (Burmese python), 793 nucleotides long. NCBI's taxonomy places the organism in Eukaryota, Metazoa, Chordata, Lepidosauria, Squamata, Pythonidae. The record is from RefSeq and is a predicted model, not a curated record.
CGGCAUUUUCUUCCAUGAUUCAUGACAAACUACAAGUUCCCAAUACUACCCGGAAAGCAUGGAAUGAGAGAGACAACCGGUGUGACGUGUGUGCCACUCACUUGAAUCAGCUGAAGCAGGAGGCUAUUCAGAUGGUCUUGACACUUGAACAAGCAGCCAAUGCUGAACACUGUGAUGCUUCUCCUGGCUCUCCUCCUCCCCUUCCCAAUAUUCCCACCUUGGUGGGCUCUCGACAUAUGGGCAGUCUGCAACCCAGAGACUGGGCAUACUUGUCUGCUCCUUAUGCUACUUCCAAUUAUGCUGGCUUUCUACCUAACAAACUCAGUGGAAAAGUGAACAACAUAGGAAUCGUUAAUGGGAUAGAGAAGAAAAAUGGUUCCUUGGGACACCAGACAAAGGUCAGUGUACAGAUGGCUACCAGUCCCAGCAAUGGUAACAUCCUGAAUUCUGUGGCUAUCCAGGCUCAUCAGUACCUUGACGGCACCUGGUCCUUGUCAAGAACAAAUGGUAUUACUCUGUAUCCCUAUCAAAUUUCCCAGUUGAUCACUGAGUCUGGCCGAGAAGGACUGACUGAAGCCGUGCUGAACCAUUACAAUGCAGACAAACCUUCCUUGUACAGCUUCCCCAGUUCCCAAAGCACCUGUGUUGCUAGUGAUGCCUCCACAGGCACCUCAGCGGCAGCUUCCUUUUUUGCCAGAUCAAGAGGCAUUGUACAUGCCUUUGUCACCUCACCAUUGCACUACUGCAAUUCACUAUUCAGAAGCUUCAGCUGGUUCACAGAAUGGCAACUCAG